AUGGCUGAACCCAAUCCAGGCGCAGCCUUUGCGCCAAACGCCUACGCCAACGCCUUUAUCUCUGGCAAGCCGCGCGACACGACCAAUCUCGUACAGCAGCGCCUUCGCAAAGCAAAGCUCUUCAACGAGGAGCUCGCAGACUACUUUGCUGCCCGUCGCGAAUUGGAGGAAGCCUACCUCAAGCAACUUCAAAAGAUCUCCAAACGCACCUUUCUCUCGGAUCCCUCUUCCAUCCCUCCCGGCUAUGCACCUGUCUACGAGCGACUUGUUCAGGAGCUUGCGGAAGUAGCCAGUGCCCACGGCGAGUUGGAGAAGCGCAUCGCCGAAGACUGCGAGGGUCCCAUCCGAAAUGCAAGCUCGAAAGGCGAAUGGGGUCGCAUCAAGGAUCACGACGACUCGCUCGCCAACACUCUGCGAGAGCUCAACUCGCUCGAAUCGCAGCUGCAGAAAGACCAGAAGAAGCUCGAAGGCGCUUCCUCCAAGAAGGCAUCCCAGGCUAAUGCAAAGGUGCAAGAGACCGAGCGCUCCAUAUCGCAGACCAUGGAGAUCUGGGAGACAGAAGCACCCUUCGCAUUUGAAGCGUACCAGCGCAUCGACGCGCAACGACUCGAGCUGCUCAAAGAGACCGUUGCUAAGUUCGAGACCGCACAGAGCGAUGCUGCUCAGCGCAUCAUGUCGAGCUCCGAAAAGACCAUGCAGGAAUGCCUCACCUUUGAUACCCAAGCCGACAUGCAGGACUUUAUCCUCAAGAACGGCACUGUCGGCGGCACGUCUUCUUCUGCCGCUCGCAAUGGAAGGUUGGCAGCUCCACGUCCUGCUGCCCCGACGAGUCUCAAUCGCCAGUCCUCGGUCGCAGGCCGCAGCAUCAGCAGCCGCACGGGCGCCGACAGCUCCUCACGAGGCAGGUCCAACGGUGCCGGUCUCGGCGAGUUCGGCGCCUCUUCCGCCUCGAUCCACUCGGCCGACCGUACACAGGACGGCACACCCAGCAAGUCAACCGGAUCCACCUUGAAGAACGCCUUUAGCCGAUUCGGCCGUGGACGCGCCAACAAGGAUUCUGCCAACACCCAGACCGUGUACGGUGGUUUGCCGGACGAGCCCGCCGAUUCCUCCUUCUCGUCCAUGAACCGCAGCGGAACAUUGCGACAGAACUCGGCAGCGCCAGGUGGAGCCAGCUCGUCGUCACGCAACGCUGCAGGUCUCGCACCAGGCGACGAUUCGAUGGACUCGAUGGCUCCAGGAUCAGGUGGAGGACUGAUGGCGCCCAUGGUACCAUCAUCAGCACCCUCAAAGAGAACCACACCCUCCGCCUCAGCUGCUGGCGCUACCGGCUCCGACACUGCUGCGCCGCUCGUCGACUCGGAAGGCUACUCCAUCCCACCACCCGACCGCAAGCCGUGGGAGACCGCUGCUAUCCCCGGUGCAGCCACCAGCCCUGCAGCUGCCGGCUCCUCCCUCAUGGACGACGACGAAGACUCGCGCGACACCUUCGACAGCACGCUCAACAACCGCGUCAGCAGCAUGAACAUCGCCAGCCAACCCAUCACCGAGGACGCGUCCAAGGACAAGGCCGCACUUGAGCGCAUGAAGUCGACUCUGCUCACGAGCGGUCCACCCACCCGUCGCGGCACCACACGACGCGAUCGCCGCGACGUGCGCAACACAACAUACAACCCGGCCUUCGGCGCCGUCGGGGCAUCAGGGGGAGACGAGAAUCGCCUGAGCCAGUUCGGCACGCUCACCGCAUCUCCGCAAGCCAGCGCGCCUGUAUCCCCUUCGCCCUUCGCCCCGCAGAGCACCUUCACCGGCACCGCAGGCGUCGGUGCGCACCGAACGCAAUCCAUCGCCUCGGUCGCCUCCUCGUCGAACCCCUUUGAGAACAGCGCCACCACGUCGCCCGUCAAGGCGAGCCUCUCUGAGCGGGUCAACGCGAUCUUUGUCGGGCGGGAGAUCUCCAAGGUGAUGGUGGUGGGUGAGCUUUCGAUUGCCGUCACUCCGGCCGCUGCUGCUGGUGCGGGGGGGAAGAUGCAUAUCCGCAUCGAGUCGUUUGAGCAGUUGGAAAAGGCAGCGCCGAACCCGGCGUUCCUGACUCCGGUAGCGAACGCUGCGGGGGAGUAUCUCUUGGACACCAAAGCCUUGCUCGAGCAAGGUACCGUCCCAACGGGCAAUGGGGGUCAGGCGGUGGUGCUCAAAUACCAACUGCACAUCUCGGAUUCGCGCAAGAACGAGUACGUUCCCGUCCAACUGCACGCCCAAUGGCGAUGUGAACCACACCAAACGUCGUUCCUCCUCACCUACACGCCCAACACCACCUCUCGCCUCUCAUCGUCAACCGAACCCCCCGCCGUGGUGCAGGACCUCCAAUUCGCCGUCCAACUCCAACCCUCCACCGUCAGCAACAUUAUGAGCAAACCCACCGCGACCUACGUCGCCGAAACCAAGAGUUUGUUUUGGAAGAUCAACGAGACUCUCCCCCUCGCGGGGUCCGAGGGCGAUACGCGAAAGUUGUUGGCGAGAUGUCAGAUUGAGGGUGGACAGACCGUGCCCAGUGCGGUGCAUUUGCGGUGGAAGGUGCUGGGCAAGACGGUGAGCGGAUUGGGGGUGGUGAGUAUCGGCGAGGGGACAAGGAUCGAGGAGGUGGUACGACAGUGCGUUGCGGGGAAGUUCAUUGCUUCGCCCUAG
Kalmanozyma brasiliensis GHG001 is the source of this 2682-nucleotide messenger RNA. Its product is annotated as Muniscin C-terminal. The transcript has a single exon. Gene Ontology annotation, biological process: septin cytoskeleton organization. Bases 1 to 2682 code for a protein of 893 amino acids. Gene Ontology annotation, cellular component: endocytic vesicle; plasma membrane; cytoplasm. Lineage: Eukaryota; Fungi; Basidiomycota; Ustilaginomycetes; Ustilaginales. The record is from RefSeq and is a predicted model, not a curated record.